GCGUUUCACCAAUAAGAAAUGACAAAAAUCAGGUGAGCACCAGCGCUUUUCAGAGGUCUGUAUCAGUGUUUCAGUAGCGCAUGUGAGAAAGUUUCAUUAGUGUAUGUCUGCGGGAAAAAUCAAUUAAUAGUGUGAGAAGAGUGCACUCCAGUUUACGAAAGAAAAUAUUAAAUGUGUCCCCGACCGGUCCUCAUACCCUUCAUUAGCUUGACUGAGAUCAGUCAACGUGCACCUGCGUCACAACAGACUAAUUAAGCCCAGCAGCGUCCCAUCUGAUCCAGGGUCAGCAGGGCGUCGUGUUCGAACAAGUUCCGCCAUUUCCCCCCACCUCGGGCCCGUCCGCGUCCUUCUUCCUUCCUUCCUUCCUUCUAUUGCGCUGCAUCGGCGACGGCGACACCGGGAGGCGGAGCGGCGGUAGGCUGGCUGGCGAGGCUCGAGUGUUCCACAGCGGGAUGAAAGCUAGCGCGAGAGCCGCGGCGGAUGAGCGCAAACACCGCAACCCCUGAAUGUGUGACGGCCAGCUCGCGGCGCAACGACACAUUGUGAACAUUUGUUGUUGCCGCCUCCUGAUUAUUAUUAUAACCGACUAGCUUCAGCUCUGAUUUCAUACGAAGUCCCGCUGUGGGAGAGGCAAGGAGGAGUCCGGCCAGGUUUCAUAAGGAGGUGGACGUUUUGCUCUCCUUCCGCCGGGGCUCACUGAAGAAUAUAAACGCCGGCAAGUGUGCUUUUAUUUUCCCCCCUUCCUUGCCUAAUUUUUUUGGGUGUCGGGGCGAGUGAGCGAAGAUGUCGGGGCAAAGCAUUACAGACCGGAUAACGGCAGCCCAGCACAGCGUAACGGGAUCUGCCGUGUCCAAAACAGUAUGCAAGGCCACCACGCACGAAAUAAUGGGCCCGAAGAAGAAGCAUUUGGACUACUUGAUCCACUGCACCAACGAGAUGAACGUGAAUAUUCCUCAACUGGCUGACUCGCUGUUUGAGAGGACCACCAAUACCAGCUGGGUGGUUGUAUUCAAGUCACUGAUCACCACACACCACCUUAUGGUGUAUGGCAAUGAACGUUUUGUGCAGUACCUGGCUUCGAGGAACACUUUAUUCAACCUCAGUAAUUUCUUGGACAAAAGUGGCCUCCAAGGGUAUGACAUGUCUACGUUUAUCCGGAGGUACAGUCGAUACUUGAACGAGAAAGCUGUUUCGUACAGACAGGUUGCCUUUGACUUCACCAAAGUUAAGCGAGGAGUGGACGGCAUCAUGAGGACCAUGAAUACAGAGAAGCUGCUCAAGACCGUCCCCAUUAUUCAGAACCAGAUGGACGCCCUCCUUGAUUUCAAUGUCAAUGCCAAUGAGCUGACUAAUGGAGUUAUCAAUGCAGCCUUUAUGCUCCUCUUCAAAGAUUCUAUUAGGCUCUUUGCUGCCUAUAAUGAAGGCAUCAUCAACCUGCUUGAGAAGUAUUUUGACAUGAAAAAAACCCAGUGCAAAGAAGGGCUGGACAUCUACAAGAAGUUCCUCACCCGAAUGACCCGCAUAUCAGAAUUCCUCAAAGUAGCUGAGCAAGUGGGCAUUGACCGAGGAGACAUUCCAGACCUUUCACAGGCUCCCAGCAGUCUCCUGGAAGCUCUGGAGCAGCAUUUGGCCUCUUUAGAGGGCAAAAAGGUGAAAGACUCCACGGCAGCCAGCAGGGCCAGCACUCUGUCAAACGCUGUAUCGUCACUGGCGAGCACAGGAAUGUCUUUCACCAAAGUGGACGAGCGGGAGAAGCAGGCAGCACUGGAAGAAGAGCAGGCCCGACUCAAAGCGCUGAAGGAACAGAGGCUCAAGGAGCUCUCCAAGAGGCCCUCCUUCGCAACCACAGAUACGUCACCUAUCACUACCACGGGAGGCACGAUUAACACGGCUCCAGCCAUCGAUCUCUUCUCCACACCAAGCUGCUCCAACGGUGCAGUGAAAAUGGAGAGCGACCUGUUUGAUCUCCAGUCAACGUUCCAGCCACCCAUGCAAGCCGCCUCUUCAGGGCUACCCGUGGCGACAGCGUGGGCAGACUCCUUCUGUGGCCCAGUGUCCAUUGCUCAGCAUCUCCCACACCAGGCUCCUUUCUCCACAGAGCCCUCUACUGUAGCAGGUCUAUUCAGAGGAUACUCGACGCCUCACCCCCCUGCGCAGCCACCUGCAGGAGGUCUCCAAGUGGACUUUGAGUCUGUGUUUGGAGCCAAAGCUGCUGGCAGCAACAGUCAAAAUGCUGAUGAUAUUGCCGGAGGGAUCCUCAAACCGACCCUUGCCGGGUCCAACCUGCCGUCCAAUCAGCAGCCAGAGAAGCUGGUAUCGGAUGACCUUGAUUCAUCCCUCGCCAACCUUGUCGGCAACCUCGGCAUUGGAAACGGCACCAUGAAGAAUGACAUCCACUGGAGUCAGCCCGGUGAGAAGAGAAUGACAGGGGGGACCAACUGGCAACCCAAAGCUGCGCCGACGACGACCUGGAACCCAGUCUCCAUGCCCCCAUCCGUCAUGGCCUUUCCCGCUACUACACCCACGGGGAUAAUGGGCUAUGGCAUGCCUCCACAAAUGGGCUCCAUUGGCAUGAUGAAUCCGCCCACCAUGAUGUAUGGGCAGCCUGUGAUGAGGCCACCCAACCCUUUUGGUUCGGUGUCCAGCACUCAGCCCUCGGCGGCCUCUAGUCCUUCCAGCCAGAGUCCUCUCCGAGCUCCCGGACAGGACCCGUUUGCACACCUCUCUCUCAAGGAUUUCUUGUAGACCGUCUUUUUAGGUACAGCAUGUCCCCUUUUGCUGGCGGAUUCAUUCCACGCGUGGCCUGUGUUCAACAUCCGUGUGUGGUUGCUUGUCUUCUCUCACACCAUCUUCACGCUUUUGUCUUCAUCUGACCAAGACGCCACAUGCUUUUGUCUUUGCCAGAUCUUGUUUUGCUCGAUUCACUGUUUUGACAGUAAUGAGGCUCAUGCUGCCCUUUUUAUCCUACCAUUCAUCGCAUACUGCUAUGAAGUGAUUUGUCUUUUUUUUUUCUUUUAUUUAAUCAGCUGACUGUUCUCUAAGCCCUGCCCAUGAAGUAUUUCCACUGAGCAAGCUUUGUACGUUAUCACUCAAGGGACACAUGGUAGGAUUCAAGUGUUGUAAACAUUAAAAUACCACAUUCCAAAAUGUAAACUGAGUACACUCGCACAGUUAUGUCCCAAUAUAUUUAGUACUUGAAUUAUAACUGAGUCCCAUUCCUACAACACAUUGAUUUUUAUCUGCAAGUCUAAACAUGUGGAAUUUAAAAAAAAAAAAAAAAAAAACAUUUAUGGAGAAAAUUGAGAAACAAUGACCACCCAGAUACACCGGGCACCACUGAGAGGCUCCCCAAAAGACAAACGAGGAUGUGCAAAUUUUAGAGCAGAUCCCCUGAAACUCGAAUCACUGUUAAAUGUUCUGUCUCCAUUAUCAGGAUAAGUUAAUUUAAUUUCAAUGGGAGACUUUGUUGACGACGCAGCCAUUAACUCAUUUGAGAUAUUAAAGGAACAACCGUUCUUGGAUAAAAUACAAUCCACAAAAACCUUAUUGGGAAAUAAGUUCCAUGGAUGAUUGACAUUAUUCCAGUAAAAUCACAAACUACCAUAAUUUCAUAAAACUUAAUGAUUAAUACACAAGGGAAAGUUCAUGGCAAGUUUAAAUUGACUGACUGACAAAAGUUUAAUUUUGCAUUCUGUUACAUUCACCAUAUUAGCAUAUUUAUAAGCCCUUCAUUACCAUAGUGACAAUUCUGCCUUUACAUAGAUACAUGCACAUUCAUAUGCCUCCAGAGAUUGUCUGGUUCUGAAACUUGUGGCAUAGUUUGUCCAUCAACUUCUUCAAACCUUGGAUUCCCCCUCAAAAUGUUGCCUUUUAAACAGAACUGGUCCAGCCUCGUGCCAUUAACGCCGAUCCAACGAAUCACUUGGCCGGAGAUGAUGCAUCAAUGUCACAAACACUUAUGUUGUUAGACAUUAAUUAAAACAAAACUUGGUCUUUUAUUAACAUUUAACAUUGUAUCUGGAUUUUCCACUCAUCUAGGUCAUGGUAAUUAAAGUUCGAAUCAAGGCAAUUGUUCUGUUCGGAAGGGAAUGUUCUCACGUUUGGCUCAUUGGAAUCCUUAAACUUAAGAAAUGACUUUUGUAAACCUUUCACUGAUAAUGUUAACUGUUUCACGGUUGUUCUGGUAUUUUUUUGCGAUUGACAUUUUGUUCUAGCUUUUCUAGAUCGCUUGUCCAACUUGAUUUUGUCGAGAGCGAUACAGUUUAGGUGAUUUCUUGAUUGAAUGGGUCUUGAGAUAAUUGGGCUUGGUUGUGCUCAGUGAAAAGUAACCAAAAAUUGUGAUUAUCCAGAAUUAAUUAAUGACAAGGGGUAAUUACUUUUUCCACACAUAACCUGAUUUUUUUUCCCCCUUAAUGAAUGAAAUCAUUUUAAUAAACAACAGUUUAAGUUCACAGAGGUUAUAUUUUAUCUGUUUGCAUUUCAUUGAUCCUCUUUCAAGCAUCUGUGGAUUUUCGCUUUAUGCAUUUGGGGGCCUAGUGGCCAUCCCCUGUGAACCCCAGAGUGGACUCUGCCUCAUGGUGGGGCAGGGCUUAUCCAACAGCAGCACUGCAAUGAUUUGAUCACAUGAAAUAAA
Molecule: messenger RNA, 4633 nt
Organism: Syngnathoides biaculeatus (alligator pipefish)
Lineage: Eukaryota; Metazoa; Chordata; Actinopteri; Syngnathiformes; Syngnathidae
Gene: picalmb
Product: phosphatidylinositol binding clathrin assembly protein b
Exons: 20
Coding region: 784-2745 (653 amino acids)
Biological process (GO): clathrin-dependent endocytosis; clathrin coat assembly; synaptic vesicle budding from presynaptic endocytic zone membrane
Cellular component (GO): synaptic vesicle; clathrin-coated vesicle; clathrin-coated pit
Molecular function (GO): SNARE binding; 1-phosphatidylinositol binding; clathrin heavy chain binding
Source: RefSeq, a predicted model, not a curated record